CCUCCUGUCCUGCACCUCGAGAACGCAUCGGAACCGUUCUGGGUGGAGUGGCCUCCCACUACUGGAGAAUGCGACAUGCUCGUCUUCACUUUCCAUGGCGGACUAAUGCCAUAUUCUCUAUACUUUGCUGUCAGUCAUGCCACUGACAAUCAAACUUGGAGUGAAGAAAGGUUCAUCGCAUAUGCUAGUAUCAUUAGCUUUCAAGUAUACAUUACCCCAGGGAUCGGUUUUGAUUCGGCUGGAGCAGAAGACAUAGCAUGUUCGUAUUUCUGUUCUAUAAUCAGUCCUUACACAGUUGCUUACCUUUCGUAUAUAGGGAUUCCUGUCACGGCUCAAAGUUCCCAAGAAUGUUCAAUCAAUGAUAGCUCUAUGAUUACCAUAGAACAACCUUCGACGCAGGAAUCUGAUCAG
This is a messenger RNA of Acaulospora colombiana, 411 nucleotides long. Lineage: Eukaryota; Fungi; Glomeromycota; Glomeromycetes; Diversisporales; Acaulosporaceae. The record is from the annotation of a GenBank genome assembly.